AAUAGUAUCAUUACUUGUAUUUUUUAAGGAAUAUCACUACUUGUAUUUUCUUUGCUCCCAAUAACCAGAAUAUUUUCUCAUUUCAUCUUCAAUAUGUCGAGCACAUCACAAAUUAUUACAUGCAAAGCUGCAAUAUGUUGGGGGCUAGGAAAAGCAGUGACAAUAGAAGAUAUACAAGUAGAUCCACCAAAGUCAAAAGAAGUUCGAGUUAAGAUGCUUUGUGCUAGUCUCUGCCACACAGAUUUCUCAAGCACUCAAGGAUUUCCACAUAAUAAAUUCCCCCUAGCACUUGGGCAUGAAGGAGUUGGUGUUAUAGAGAGUGUUGGUGAUGAAGUGACAAAUAUGAAAGAAGGUGAUAUUAUAAUUCCAACAUAUGUAGGGGAGUGUCAAGAAUGUGUGAAUUGUGUUUCAAGAAAAACCAAUCUUUGUCUUACAUACCCUGUGAGAUUCACCGGUCUAAUGCCCGAUAACACUUCAAGAUUGUCCGUUCGAGGCCAAAGACUAUAUCAUGUUUUGAGUUGUGCUACAUGGUCGGAGUAUGUCGUUGUUGAUGUCAACUACCUUCUCAAAGUCGAUCCAACCAUUAAUCUAGCUUAUGCAAGUUUCAUCUCAUGUGGGUUUUCAACUGGUUAUGGUGCUGCUUGGAAGGAAGCCAAGGUUAAAAGUGGUUCAAGUGUUGCUGUGUUUGGUCUUGGAGCUGUUGGCUUAGGGGUCAUAGGUGGAGCCAAAAUGAUGGGAGCAAGUAAAAUAAUUGGGGUUGAUAAAAAUGAGAUGAAGAGAGAAAAAGGAGAAGCUUUCGGAAUGACCCACUUUAUAAAUCCAAGUGGUUCAUAUAAGUCUGCUUCUGAUUUGGUUAAAGAACUAAGUGGUGGAAUGGGUGUCGAUUAUUCCUUCGAGUGCACUGGAGUUCCUUCUUUACUUAAUGUAUCCGUUGAAGCCACGAAAUUAGGAACAGGUAAAACAAUAGCUAUUGGUUCAGGAGUUGAAAAUAUUGUACCAUUUGAUCUUAUUGCCAUUCUAUUUGGUAGAACAUUGAAAGGUUCUGUUUUCGGAGGACUGAAAACCGCAUCGGACCUUCCCAUCAUAGCUGACAAAUGUCAGAAUGAGGAAUUCCCUCUUCAAGAACUGUUCACCCAUGAGGUACCAUUGGCAGAUAUAAACAAAGCAUUUGAGAUAAUGAAGCAACCUAAUUGUGUGAAAGUUGUAAUCAAGAUGUGAAAUCUUUUAGUUUGUAUUAAAUUUUUCUUUGAUGGACUAUGUUCAUUUCAGAGGAAGGUUAUUUCAUUUCAUUACAUUGCAUUUGUAGCCAUGUUCCCUGUGGUGGUUCUCUCAGCUUGUGUUGGAAACUCAGAAGUAAAACAGCAAUACAUACCAAUAAAUAACCACUGUUUUUAAUA
Medicago truncatula (barrel medic) is the source of this 1397-nucleotide messenger RNA. RefSeq names its product 8-hydroxygeraniol oxidoreductase. The transcript has 7 exons. The record is from RefSeq and is a predicted model, not a curated record. Gene Ontology annotation, biological process: formaldehyde catabolic process. Gene Ontology annotation, cellular component: cytosol. Gene Ontology annotation, molecular function: S-(hydroxymethyl)glutathione dehydrogenase [NAD(P)+] activity; zinc ion binding; alcohol dehydrogenase (NAD+) activity. The coding region runs from base 94 to 1218 and encodes 374 amino acids. Lineage: Eukaryota; Viridiplantae; Streptophyta; Magnoliopsida; Fabales; Fabaceae.